Molecule: messenger RNA, 1775 nt
Organism: Phalacrocorax carbo (great cormorant)
Lineage: Eukaryota; Metazoa; Chordata; Aves; Suliformes; Phalacrocoracidae
Source: RefSeq, a predicted model, not a curated record
GUGCGCCGGUAAAAGCCUUCCGGCGGGGAGAGGCGCCGCGGCAGGCCUGGGCCGGGCCUGUGAGGAGGGCGGCGGGAGGCGCCAUGGCUCUGCCGGGUGGAAAUAAGGAUAACAUCAGAGCUGGAUGCAAGAAGUGUGGCUACCCUGGUCAUCUGACAUUUGAAUGUCGAAAUUUCCUCCGAGUAGAUCCUCAAAGAGAUAUUGUUUUAGAUGUUAGCAGCACUAGCAGUGAAGACAGCGAGGAAGAAGAACUACAGAGACUGCAAGCCAUGCGUGAAAAAAAGAAUUUAAACGAGGAGGAAGAAAAAAAGAAACAGAAAAAAAAAAGCAAAGCAAAAACAAAAUUAAAGAGACCAAGGAAAAGAUCUUCCUCAUCGAGUGCAGCUGAAGAGGAUGGGCCAAAGUCAAAAAAACAAAAAUCACGCAAAAAAGAAAGGCAAAAGGAAAAAAAGAAUAAAUCUAAGAAAGGAAAGCAUCAUAAAAAAGAGAAAAAGAAGAGACGAAAGGAAAAAAGCUCAUCUUCUGAUAGUUCAGACAGUUCUAGUAGUGACUGAGGUGCUGGCCUAUUUUUGCGCUCACUUCUGCAGAGAUGAUGAUUUUCGUUUCAAAUCAAAUAUAUUUAUGCUUUGCAAUGCUGUUGUUUUAAAAUGAGAUAUAUAUAUUUUUAAGAAAUCUAUUUGCAAAUAUCAGUGCUUCACAUUGUUAAAUGAUGCAUUUGGGAAAAAUUCUGCUCUUCUAUUUCAAGCUUAUUAGUACUAAACCAUGCAAGUUUAACUAGUUCUUCACUUUUAGUUCAGUUGUGAUUAGUUUUGUUUGGAAUCCUUUACACUAGGAUAUGGCAAACUUCAGUUUGCAGGUCUUUGCAUAGGAAGAUUUGGACUUAAAUAUGCUUAAUGUCAGAAUAGUUAAAUCAAAUUGGGAAUUCAAGUGAGAUUCUAUUAUGUUGUGCUUUAAAUAUGUUUUGAAUAACAUUUUUCUACUUAAAUACAUUAAUCUUUAAGCGCAAAUAUGAAAUAGCAUUUUGGUCCAGAGAAAGGAAAGAAUGGGCAAAGGGAAGCUAAAAGAGAUUGCUCCUUCAAAAUUAUCUUCUAAAAUUGAUCUAGUCAUAGACUGUGAAACAAAAUGACACAGUUUUUUUGACAGGAUUGCUGUGAGCAAGCUGAAAACAAACAAAAGCAAAAAAUGCUACUAAUUUUUUAAAGUCCUUUCUGCCUAGGUUUUGUUCUUUCACAAUUAUGGCUAUUUCAUCUUCAACAUAGGUAUGAAAUGCCACUUUCUAACACUAGACUGUCUGGCAAGAUUGUUUAUGAAGUUCUAAAACCAUGCUAAUAGAGUAUGUGGUGAUUAAUGCCUACAUGAAUGGAAAUUCAAAGACCGACAAUGACAAGAAUCAUGAAGCCUCCCUUCAUUCUAACAAAAUUGCUAGUGAAACAUUAAAAAAUAACGAACCAAACAAAUCUCUUGUUGAAUGUAAGCACUCUAUCAUAUUGAAGCAAAAUUUACCAUUUGCUAUUGGGAUCAAUGUUAAAAUUUCAUAACUGGAUUUUGGGGUAUCUAAUUCAUAUUGUGUACUGUGGUAGGGUACAGGUUCAAGACAGACUGCUUGUGAGUUUAGCAGAUUUUAGGUGUGUAAUCCUACCCCAGAAAUGCCUAAACCUUAAAGUGCCUACAUGUAUAGCUUCUAGAAAAUGCUUUUAAUGCCUGUGGGGUUUUGUAGGGUGGUUUUUUUGUUUUGGGUUUUUUUGCCUAGACACACACUGCAGCUGUAUACCAAG